UGUAAACAAAUCACGUUCUAAUUAAAACCCAUUUCUUUGAAGUUAAUUCAUGAAUGGUUACUAUGUACGUAGCUCUGUUUACAGCCGGCCCUUGAUCGAGUGUCUAACUAUUAUGUCUUCUAGUGAUGAUGAUGAUCUACGAUCCUACCUCAAGGAGACUAAAGAUCACGGCUCUAGAAGUCAAGAAAUCGACUGGUCAAAAUUGUUAGAGUCAGCAGAAGUGGAUCAUGAGAUGAACAAAGCUCUGUAUGAUAUUGAAAACGAUAAAUCCUCUAACCUUGAUCUAUUCUUGAAGACACCAGUUAGGAGUACUGCCACACAACGGGCCAAAUCUGGUCAAGAAGUACGAAAACUAUCAGCUAAUAGAAGAUCGUUCAGUGCUGACCCAAACCUCCAUGCUGUGUCUGAGUUACACCUCAGUGAACUGUCAGAGGUAACCUCUAGUAGCGUCAGUGACCUCUCACCUCUGAGUGCAGCAGCCGUACCUCAACCAGACACAGAAGAUGUUUCAGAAGCGAGUGAUUUUAUUGGGAAUAUAAGAAAUGUCAGUGAUUUAAGCGUAUCAAUUUCAGACCGAGUCGAAAAACAAGUAAAAGUUGCACCUCGAAAAUCCACCAAGUCAAUAAACUCUUCAUUUGUACGCAAUGACAAAGAUGACUCUUCUGAUCUACAGCUGAGUGAGGAGCUAUCAACUUCAAUUUCCCUCUCAGAGCACAUCAGGCAAAACAUAUUUUCCAUCGACCAACUGGAGACCCCUUAUCAAAGUGAUGGUGACCACACCCCCUCCGAGUCAAUAGAAGGAAUGAAUGUACAUACUGUUGAUGAACUGGGUCGCGUUGAAGAAGCAGUUGACAAUUAUCAUCCGACCUCCCCCGAGCAGAAACUGUCUAUUGUUGAAGAUGAGUACACGUACAGUGUAGAUGAAGACUUUGACUCCCUCACAAAUACUAGAGACACUCACACAAAGAACAGUCACACAAAGAGCACUAUCAGUCACGCUACUACUACGAGCAGAAAAACUAGUAGUAGUAGUCAGGGGGUGGUGUCUGAGGGGGCGGGGUCAGGAGACGAGGGGACAGAGUACCAGUACACAAGCUUCAGUGAUGAGGGGAUGACAGAUGCAGACAGGAGUGAGACCAGCUAUUCCCAAUCAGCAGUUGACCUCUCACCCUCCAAAGAUAAACAACCCCCCACUAAGACUAAGACUAAACAAUGCCGUCAUAACAAUCAACAAGACGCCUCGGUACAGACUGCCUCGUACCCUACAACAUUUGAUCUCCCCGACCACCCUCUGCCCACUCCUAUUCUUCCCUAUGUACUACCAGCUGCAAAACUUGAAGCUCUCUCCUCAUUCUCUCCCGCUUCCAUUGCAUUGACUGACCUGAUACGAAGCCAGCUGUCACUGAUACGAUUCUCCAUGGACACCACCCAACGUCAGGUGGACAAUAUCUAUGCGAGCACCCAGUCUGGACACCACUAUACCACACUGGAAGAAACAAAAGCAUACAUUGAGAGAAACAAGCCGAAAAUUCUGACAAUGAAAGAAGCAAAGAACAUUAUAGGACACAAACACAAAAUUAAUAGCUAACUAAGAAUUUGUUUUUAUGCUCUUAGAAAAGCUUACAUGUAUACAGACAUCACUAAAAAGUACUAUUUUUGUGCAUUAUUUUUCUUUCUGUUGGAGAUCAUCAAAAACUUGCACCUC
This is a messenger RNA of Halichondria panicea, 1705 nucleotides long. RefSeq lists its product as uncharacterized. Lineage: Eukaryota; Metazoa; Porifera; Demospongiae; Suberitida; Halichondriidae. The coding region runs from base 50 to 1588 and encodes 512 amino acids. The transcript has 4 exons. The record is from RefSeq and is a predicted model, not a curated record.